GGCGGGGCCCGGGGCCGCCUCCUGGAGGCCGCGACCACGCGCGAAGUUGGCCGGGAAAGAAACCGGAACCUGUUAGCCGGCGGUGGCAGUUUCCAAACCGAGCUUGGGUCUGAAGUCAAAGGCGGCCACGCUGAGAAGCCUGCUUCCGGCAACUGCUUGUCCCACCGGCGACUAUGAGACAAAAGCACUACCUGGAGGCUGCGGCUCGGAAACUGCACGCUAGCUGCCCGGGCCAAGCCCGCUAUCUCCUCUGGGCCUACGGUUCGUCGAACGAUGCUAAGAACGCUUUUGAGGAAACAUGUCCAUACUGUUGCCAGUUGCUGGUGUUGGAUAAUGCUCGAGUGCGGCUCAAACCCAAGCCCAAACUGACACCCAAAAUACAGAAACUUCUUAAUCGAGAAGCAAAAAAUUAUACUCUCAGUUUUAAAGAAGCAAAAAUUGUGAACAAGUACAAAGACUCCAAAAGUGUAUUGAACACCUCCAUCUGGACAGUCAACACCCACCUUCUCUUCCUCAAAGAAUAUGAGAAAAACAAAGAAACAUUUCUCGCAACUAAAAAUGCUGCUUAGUCAGCAAGAAUCCCAAAAGACUCCAAAGAUGGACUUCAGAAAUUUCUUGUCUUCUCUGUAAAGGAUGGAUUUUGAAAAUAAGAAAUAUCUAAUGGAAUUUCUGAAACUAAAGCUAAUCAGAAAAACAAUAUUUUUUUAAUUUUAUUUGUUCUUUGACUACAUGAAUACUAGGUCCAAGAGCAACUUUUCUUAGUAUCCUUCAGUGUUUAUGGGGAAGAUACCUCAUUGGAAUGAAUUACUGAAACCUGCUUACUUUCCAGUCAGUGUUAAAAGAAAUAUAUGAGUGGUCCUUGGAAGUUGUAAAGAUACAUAUGGAUAUAGAGUGGUAUUCUUACAUUACCCUCCCUUAAUUAGAAGUUUUCAUUUAUGUCAUUUUCUUUCUAAGGAAAUUGAGACCUUUUUGAGAGUCUUUCACAAGACUAUGAACUUGUGAAGCUUUCUUCUGGGUAUCUACAGCCUUCUUGCUAAUUCAGAAAAAGGAUCAAGUGUAUGUGUCCUUAUGUUCCCACAGUCAUCUGCAUAACUGUAUCAUUAAGAUCUGAACAGUAUCCCUAGUACAAAGUAAAUAUCUGGGACAUUCUUGAUUAUGUAUGAUUUAAUAAGUACAGAAAUUUCUAUUUUUUACAAUUUUCUAUUGUUCCUACAGUAAUAUUUCACCUUAAGUGACAUUUUAAUUUGCUCUGGUGAAGACUUCUAGAUCUAAAAGUUAUAUCAACACAACAUAGUAACAGUUUCACUAUCUUAAAUCUUUUUUGGAACACAGUUAUACUUUUUUUUUUUAAUGAGAAGCUAGGGUUGUAUUCAACCUAUCUUUUAAAAAGCUCUUUAAGUAAAUGAUUUAGAUAAUUUGAACUAUAAUCUGUUUCCAAGCCUCUCUGCUUCUUAAAAGUUUCAAACAAAUUUUCUUUCAUUCGGGUUUGGCAAACGUUGACACACCAAGGUUAAGCAGUUGGUUUUAUGUUAGUGUGAAGUGAAGUAAUGCUGCCUGGUGUCAGCACCAGAGAGGGAUGGUGAGGGCCACCAUUCUGAAUAUCUUUAGACUAUUCAGGGGCCAGGCCUUACAUUCAUAUCCACAGCAUCUUGUUCAAUGUCUAGGUCAUGUCAGAUGCUUUACCUUUUUGUCUAACUUCUCAUAAAACCUGUUUCUCUGAAACUGUCUUGCUCCUCAGCUUGCUUACUCCUCUCCCUGAUCACCAGAGGUCACAGAACAUCUCAUUUUCUCUCCAGUGUUUGGCCUUUACACAUGAUUUUCCUUUAGGACUCAUCUCAGACAUUGCCCCUGACCCCAACCCCACAGUAUGGUGGCCCUGUUGUUUCCUGUUUCUCAUUGCCUCCUCAACUGCAUGUGAGCUUUUUCAGGCUCAGGGGAUCUCACUUUUUUGUCUCAUCACCUAGUUUGUUACUCAGCAUGUGGCAUAUGUUCUGUAAAUAUUCCUAAACUACUGCAUUUAAAUUUGAAUUCCACCUGCUGCACACUAGGUUUAGAAAUAAAGUCUUUUCUGGUCAGUGACUGGAAAGCAGAUGAAAGGUGUAGCAAAAAUAGGAACUUCUAGGUGGGGAGCUGCUCACAUUACCUUAAUUGCCAAUAAAGACAAUGAAUUCUUGAUUGUUUCUGUUCUGUUUGGCAGAGGGUCUUUGGGCAUCUCUAAAGAGAAUGUUAGAAUUAUAGUGUGGAGCUAAAAGUGUAAAACUCUUAAGAGGGAAAGAGGAAUAAAUAUUCAUAACCUUGGAUUAGGCAAUGAUUCCUUAGAUACGACACCAAAAGCACAAGCAACAAAAGAAAACAGAUACACCAGACAUUAUCAAAAUUUAAAACUUGUGUGCUUGAAUGAACACCAAGAAAGUGAAAAGACAACCUACAAAAUGGCAGAAAAUAUUUGUGAAUCAUAUAUCUAAUAAGGCAUUUCUACCUAGAAUUAUAAAGAACUUUUAUAACUCAAUAAUGAAAAGACAAAAAAUGGAUGAAGGAUCUGAACAGAUAGUUCUCCAAAGAAGCUAUGUAAAAGGCCAAUAAUCACAUCAAAAGAUGCUCAAUAUUACUAGUCGUUAAGGUAAUGGAGGUCAAAACUACAAGGAGAUAACACUUCACCCACUAGGGCAGCUAAAGGGAAAAAUACAGUAGCAAAUGUUGAUGAGGAUGUAUAAAAAUGAGGUUUAAUAACAGUACCUACCUCAUGAAGAUGUGAGGAUGCAAGGUGAUGGUACACGAAAAACACCUAGAAGAGUAGAUGGUAUACUGAAGUGCUUAACCAAUUUGUGCUAUUAUCACCAUCAACAAAUCUAAAAUAUAAAUAUCAACUCUGAUAAUAACACCACUAAAGGAAUAGAGCAAUAAGAGACUAUGGUGGCUGUCCUUUGAAUAUAUUCCACUAAUGACUAUGCAAUUUGUUUUGGGGUAUUUGUAAUUAUUUUUUAGUUGUGAUUAUAUCAGUACUUGUCCAAUAUAUCUUUAGCCCAGGUGUUUAAGUUCAUGUUCAACUCAAGGCAGUAUGCUGUUCUAACAAGUGAUGGACUUACUUUGGUGGCUAUUUUCUCCUACAAUCCUUUCUUGAGAUGGCAUGUAGGUACUGGAGGUUGGUCUGAUCUAUGAAUUCACUUCAUGAAAUACGGAAAAUCCAAGUGGUUCAAUGUCCAAUGUUAUGCUCAAGAAGUCUUUCCAGGCUCAGUUUGGUCCUGCUGUAAUGACUCAACGCAAGAUUUAUAUACACAAGUUUCUCUGAAAUAAUUCCAACUGUCUUUUACUUUUCUCAAGGAUAGAAAUUGAAGCAACAGUUUUGGAACUGAUGUAUUUUUUAAUAAACUGGGCAUCCCAAAAUGUUGGUUAUAAAUCUUGAGUACAAUUAUCAAUUGUCAUCAAGGUUAACAGACAAAAGAGAACGUAAUAGUACAGGUGUUUAAAGUAUACAGCAUUCGAUACAUUCAUCUUUAUUAAGUCUUUUUAAAACAACUAUGUCCUUUUAUGACAACUUUAAAAUAUAUCUUUUCAGACUUACCAGUUUUUUAUUUUAGAGAACAUUUUCUCACUAAUUUUAAUAUACAGCUAGAAGGGGUGGAGACAAGACGGUGGACUAGUCAGAUGCACUAAGCCAUCCUGCAGCAGCAAAGACCCGAAAAACCAAGGAAAACAGAUAAAGAUGUCAGUCCUGGAACCCUGAACCUUAAAUGAAGGGAUAAAGUACUAGAUCAGAAGACACUGAGGAAAUGAAACCAACAGAAAAAGGCAAAGGAGCAGAGAUACGGAGUGCAGGUUCCUGCCCAAAUAGGAUGACACAGUAUAGCUAUCUUGGAAUAAAGCCAACAACUCCACAUGAAGACAGCAGGAAGGCACCUUCAAGGAAUUGCCAACAGGAACUAGUGCCGGGCCACAGGCCCUGCCACCUGGACAAGGUGGUGAGACGUAUUAUACCCACAGAUGAGCAAGUAACAAAGCAUGCCCGGCCCGCCUGGGCAGACAACCAAACCAAACAAAAAAGCACGCCAAAAAAAACUAACCUACAAUCAAUAAAUAAUAGCUGAAUGUUUCAGAGACAGCAGAUAGUACCACGACAUAUUAAAAAAAACAAAAACAGGACAAGGUGGCUCCAGUAAGUGACCAAAAUAAAGCACCAGAUGACCUUCCAGGAAAAGCAAAGGCACUGGAAAUACCUGGAUAGGGAAUUCGAAAGUCUAAUAUUGAGGGCUCUCCAAGAGAUUAGGAAAGAGAUCAAGAAAAACACAGACAAAACUAAGGAAAAAAGAGACAAAAUCAUGGAAAACACACAAAACUGACCAAAGUAAAGCCAAAAUGAAGGAAAACAAAGACAAAGCAACAGAAGAAUUCAGGAAAAUAAUACCAGGACUAAAUGUCAAAAUAAUUAGAUUUCAUACAAAAACAGCAAUUAGAAAUUCAAAUGAUAAACAGAAUAUCAGAAAUGGACAACGUAAUACAAGGUUUUAGGAACAAAUUUGAAACAAUGGAAGACGGAAUCAGCAAAAUUGAAGACAAAUCCAAGGCUGCCACUUUGUUUCAGAAACAAUCAGAGAAAAAAAUAAAGAAAACUGAAUAACUAUAUGAGAUACAAUCAAGAGCAUAAAUGUGCAUAUGAUUGGAGUUCCACAGCAGGGGUAGAAAAUGGAAAACACAUAGAGAAUCACUGAAGAUUUGCUGACAGAAAACUUCCCUAAUAUCAUGAAAGAUGAAAACCUGUCUAUGCAAGAAGCUCAUCAAACCCCAUAUAGGAUAGUUCCCCCAAAUAAGUCACCAAGACAUAUAAUAAUUACACUUCCCAAAACCAAAGACGAAGAAAGAAUACUGAGAGCAGCUCGAGAAAAACGAAAAGUCACAUACAAAGGGGAAACAAUAAGACUGAACUCUAAUUACCUGACAGAAACCAUGCAGGCAAGAAGGAAUGGGAUGACAUAUACAAAACCUUGAAAGAAAAAAAUUGCCAACCAAGAAUAAUAUAUCCUGCAAAACUCUCUCUCAAAUAUGAUGGCAAAAUGAGGACAUUUCCAGAAAAACACAAAUUAAGGAAAUAUGUAAAAACCUAACCAAACUUACGAGAAUUAUUAAAGGGAAUCCUUCGGUUAGAGAACCAACAACAUCAGACGACAACCUAAAUACCGUCUUAGGUAAUGAACUCUCAAGAAUAAAAUAAGACUACAUUACUGGGAAUCAACAAGGUCAAUCUGUAAAUGAAAACAAUGUCAAAACAACAAAAGGGGGAAUAAAUGUUAUAGGUAAAGAACUUUCAAAUGGAGAGGAAGUCAAAGCAAUAUCAAGUAUUAAAAGACUGGUUCAAACUUAGAAAGAUAAGGGUAAAUUUCAAGGUAACCACAAAGAAAGUUAACAAACCUACUCAUCAAAAUAAAGAAGAAAAACAAAGUCUCAGUAAACACAAAAUGUAUAAAAAUGAAAGAAACAUAAAGAAAUUCCACAAACAAAAGGAAUUCAGCACAGAAGAGUAAGAGGAACAAAGAAAACGCCAGCACCACUGUUAUGGAUUGAACUGUGUCCCCCCAAAACAUUUGUCAACUUGGCUAGGUCAUUGUAAUGGGUUGGAUUAUGUCCAUCCAAAAAUGUGCGUAAUAACUUGCUUAGGCCAUGAUUCCCAGUAUUCUGUGGUUGUCCUCCAUUUUCAUUGUAAUUUUAUGUUGAAGAGGAUUAAGGUAGGAUUGUCACACCACCCUUACUUAGGUCGCCUCCCUGAUCCAAGGUAAAAGGAGUUUCCCUGGGGUGUGGCUUCAAAAGAUAAAAGGAAGGGGAAGCACGCAGCGAGUUGGGGACCUCAUAUCACCAUGAAAGCAGUACCAGGAGCAGAGCACAUCCUCUGGACCUGGGGUCCCUGUGCCUGACAAGCUCCUUGACCACGGGAAGACUGAUGACAAGGAAUCUUCCUCCAGAGCCAACAGAGAGAAAGAUGUCCCCAAGUCCGUGGGUCAAGCUUCUCCUGACGCACAGAGCCACAAGGGUUGGUGAACCCAAGAUCGGCAGCUCAGAGAGCAGGGCUUUGUUCACAGGCUGUGAAGAUUGACGAAUCCCCAAGAUUGGCAGGCAAGACCACAGGUAAGCUGCUAGCUGAAGUUCCAAGAACCGGAGAUUAGAUGAACAGGAGCCAGCUGCAGAAUGAGCAAAAGCCCCAAACCUUGCCAGAACAUCCACUCAUUUUCAAUGCAGGCCACACACCCAAGGAAAGUCCCUUUCAACUCACUGGUUACUCACAACAGAGCCCAUCAUGGAGGUGAUCACAUAGUAUCAAAUCUCAUCAUGGAAGUGAUCAUACCAUCAUACAACUAUCAAAUCACUGAGGAUCAUGGCCCAGCCAAGCUGACACACAACUUUAACCAUUACGCUCAUCAAAAGACUUCACCAAAAGAGUAAAGAGAGAACCUAUAGACUAAGAAAUCUAUAGGAAAAUCCAACACCUCUACAACAAAAAGCCUAAUAAUCCAUUUAAAAAUUGGGCAAAGGAUAUGAACAGACACUUCACCAAACAAGACAUUCAGGCGGCUAAUAGACCCAAGAAGAAAUGAUCACAAUCAGCAGCCGUUACAGAAAGGCAAAUCAAAACUACAAUGAAAUACCAUCUCACCCCCACAUUACUGGCACAAAUCAAAAAAACAGAAAAUAACAAAUGUUGGAGAGGUUGUGGAGCGAUUAGAACUCUUAUGCAUUGCUGGUAGGAAUGUAAAAUGGUACAACCACUUUGGAAAAUGAUAUGGUACUUCCUUAAAAGGCUAGAAAUAGAAUACCUUACGAUCUAGCAAUCCCUUGCCAAGGAAUAUAUCCUAUAGAAAUAAGAGCCAUCAUAAGAAUAGACAUAUGCACACCUGUGUUCACUGCAGCAUUAUUCACAAUGGCAAAACGAUGGAAACAACCUAAAUGCCCAUCAGCAGAUGAAUGGAUAAACAAACUAUGGUACAUACACACAUGGCGCACUAUGCAGCAACAAAGAACAAUGAUGAAUCUGUGAAACACUGCACAACAUGGAUAAUUCUGGAGGACAUUAUGCUAAAAGAAAUGUCAAUCACAAAAGGACAAAUACUGUAUGAGACCAUUAUUAAAAACUCAGAAAAAGGUUUACACACAGAAAGAAAUAAUCUUUGAUGGUUACAAGAGAGGGGAGGAGCGGGAAGAAAAAACACUAACUAGAUGAUAGACAAGUAGUAACUUUGAUGAAGGGUAAGACAGUAUACAGUACUGGAGAAGUCAGCACAACUUGACCAAGGCAAAGUCAUAGAAGCUUCAAAGACACAUCCAAACUCCCUGAGGGACCAAGUUACUGGCCCGAGGGUUGAAGACUAUGGUCUUGAAAGACAUCUAGCUCUGUUGGAAUAACACAGUUUAUAAAGAAAAUGUUCUGCAUCCGACAGUGGUUUUAAAAGCCUGUGAGCGGCCAUCUAAGACACAUCUACUGGUCCCAUCCUGGCUGGAGGAAAGGAGAAUAAAGAAAACCAAAGACAAGAGAAAAAUUCGUCCAAAAGACUAAUGGCCCCCAAUUACCACAGCCUCCAACAGACUGAGCCCAGAAGAACUAGUUGGUGCCUGGCUACUACCACCAACUGCUCUGACAGGGAUCACAAUAGAGGGCCCUCAACAGAGUGGGAGAAAAAUGUAGAAUAAAAUUCAGAUUCACAAAGACCAGACUUACUGAUCUGACAGAGACUGGAGAAACCCCAAAAGUAUGCCCCAGACACCCUUUUAACUCAGUACUGAAGUCACUCCAGAAGUUCACCCUUUAGCCAAAGAUCAGACAGGUCUAUAAAACAAACAAUAAACACAUGAGGAACUUCCUUCGUAGUUCAAUCAUGUAUGCAAGACUAAACGGGGACACCAGGCCAAAAGCAAAGGAGAGAAAGCAAGAAGGGACAGGAAAACUGGAUGAAUGAAAACUGGGAACCCGGGGUAGGGAAGGGGAGAUGGUUGAUAUAUUGCAGGGUUGGCAACCAAUAUCACACAACAAUUUGUGUAUUAAUUAUUGAAUGAGAACCUAAUUUAAAGCACAAUAAAAAAAAUACAACUACACAUACCACACACACAUACA
Messenger RNA from Loxodonta africana (African savanna elephant), 8092 nucleotides. RefSeq names its product chromosome 11 C18orf21 homolog (gene RMP24). Bases 174 to 569 code for a protein of 131 amino acids. The transcript has 4 exons. NCBI's taxonomy places the organism in Eukaryota, Metazoa, Chordata, Mammalia, Proboscidea, Elephantidae. The record is from RefSeq and is a predicted model, not a curated record.